Molecule: messenger RNA, 750 nt
Organism: Ilyonectria robusta
Lineage: Eukaryota; Fungi; Ascomycota; Sordariomycetes; Hypocreales; Nectriaceae
Exons: 1
Coding region: 1-750 (249 amino acids)
Source: RefSeq, a predicted model, not a curated record
AUGCCCGCCCUCACCAUCUCUACCGACAAUCCCAUCCGCUCUCGCUCCCGCACGCCGUCCCCCAACCGCCCGCCUAUCUCCCCCAUCACCCCGACCCUGCCCGCCGCGCAGCUACCCGCUGCCAGUGACUCCCGCCGUCCGGCCGCCCUGGCGCACUCCCAGCCCGACCAGACCGGCAUUGCCCCGCCCCCUCCGCAACCCAUCGCGUUCGAUGGGAACCCAGACGUCAUCGCUCUCAAGUCUGCCAUCUCUAUCCUGCAGAUCCAGCGCCAGAAGGCCAUCGCAGAUCUACAAUCGCUGAGUCGCACAAAGGAUGACGCUGUCCUCGACCCAGAAGCCUUCGUGAAGGACCUCGUCAACGGCAAGAUCAAUGCCCCGGGCGGUACGACUGCUGACGACGACGAUGAUGAUGAUGAUGACGAAAUGAAACUAGACGACGCUGGAGAGGGCUCGUCGAAGCAGCCUCCUGCCGCCCGGCCAAGGGAAUGGACUAACAUCCCUCAACCCCAGAACGUUGUCCGCUGUCCCCCAAUCAACUGGUCCCAGUAUGCUGUCGUCGGUGAGUCCCUUGACAAGCUGCACAGCGAGCAGGUCUCCCGUCCCAGUCAAGGCACCCCGGCUGCCUUCGGUGCCAACGGCACGUACGAGUUCAAGGGUGAGGGCAAGCAGGAGAAGUACAUGGGUGUCGCAGCCCCUUAUGCGCCGCUCCAGGACCGCCUGGGCAAGAAACCCAAGGGCAAGAAGACAUGA